This is a messenger RNA of Cylicocyclus nassatus, 3486 nucleotides long. The record is from the annotation of a GenBank genome assembly. NCBI's taxonomy places the organism in Eukaryota, Metazoa, Nematoda, Chromadorea, Rhabditida, Strongylidae.
UGCAGAUGCUCCUGGACAAGCUGGCGUCAUGUAGCCGAAUAUCGCUUCGUAGUUGCCAAACGUUUGUUGGGCGAGGAAAGCCGACUAUUGGUGUCCGACGUGAGACGAUAAAUGCUUGGGAAAGGCGAGCACCGUUAGCGCCAACACAUGUGAAAAAGUUGACGAAAGCCGGUGUGACUGUGCUUAUCCAGCCCAGCAAUAGAAGAGUUUUCCCAGUGCAGGAUUAUGUUGCUGCUGGCGCGACUGUCCGGGAAGAUCUAUCGGAUGCCCAGCUAAUUAUGUCGGUAAAGCAGGUACCCGUCGACCAACUCAUAGCUAACAAAACUUACGCAUUUUUCUCCCAUACCAUCAAAGCUCAACCGGAUAACAUGGAAAUGCUGGAUACCAUUUUGCAACGAAAAAUUCGUUUGAUUGACUAUGAGAAAAUAGUUGACAAAAACGGCAAGCGUCUGGUCAUGUUUGGCAAGUGGGCAGGAAACGCUGGUUUCAUAGAUAUCUUACAUGGUCUUGGGCUUAGAUUGUUAGCUCUUGGUCACCAUACUCCUUUCCUCCAUAUGGGUCUAGCUCACAACUACAGCGAUUCGCAUAUGGCUAUAAAUGCAUUGAGAGGUAUUGGUUACGAAAUUGCCUUGGAUAAAAUGCCUAGGUCACUGGGUCCAUUGAUCUUCAUAUUCACUGGUUCCGGCAACGUUUCACGCGGCGCUCAGGAGCUUUUCGAACAUCUCCCUCACGAAUUUGUUGAUGUUGCAAUGUUGCCAAAGGUUGCUCAAAAAGGACAACUAACCAAAGUUUACGGAUGUGUUGUCACUCGAGCCGACCACAUGGUUCCAAAGAAUGGAGGUGCGUUCAAUAAAGCUGAGUUUGAGGAACAUCCAGAACGAUACAUUUCAAAAUUCGCUACUGAGAUCGCACCUUAUGCCACUGUCAUAAUCAACGGAGUAUAUUGGGAUGCACGGACUCCGAGGCUGAUCACGAUUCCUGACGCUAAGCACUUGCUCACACCUCAGCAUAAGUAUGAGGUUCCCGGAUGUCCCACAUUACCACACCGACUGGUCGCAAUCUGUGAUAUAUCUGCUGAUCCUGGAGGCUCGAUAGAAUUCAUGAACGAAUGCACUACGAUAGACAAGCCGUUCACUAUCUACGAUGCUGAUUUCCAUACCACAACAGAUAGCUUUGAUCUUCCUUCCGGCUGCCUCGUUUGUAGUAUUGACAACAUGCCAGCACAGAUGCCCUUGCAGGCCACAGAACAGUUUGGAAAUCUGCUGUAUCCUUACAUUUUUGAUAUGUUGAAUUGUGCCACGGAGCAGCCGUUUGAUCGAUUGGUGUGUCGACCAGAGGUGAAAGGCGCGAUCAUCACAAAUGAGGGAAGACUAACACCUAAUUAUGAGUACAUUGCUGAUCUUCGCAGUGCAAAGGCUGCUGCUUCUCAUCACAAAGCGCGCGUAAUGGGAGCUGACGAGAAAAAAGUACUGCUACUUGGCGCUGGAAUGGUCAGCGGACCAUUCGCUGACUUCUAUUCGAAGCAAGCCAAGGUACACGUGACUGUGGCCACCGAGUCUCGUGAAGACGGUCAUCGUCUAGCAAAGAGUGAUAACAUCACUCCGCUUGUUGUCGAUGUAGCCAGGGAACAUGACGUAUUGGAGCAGCUAGUGAGGGAACAUGAUCAAGUGGUUUCACUGCUUCCAUUUGGCUUCCAUCCAAUGGUGGCCAAGAUGUGCAUCAAGAAUAAGACAGAUAUGGUCACAUCCAGCUAUGUUUCACCAGAACUGCAGGCCUUGGAUAGCGCCGCACGGGAAGCUGGAGUAACCAUUAUGAACGAAUCAGGUCUGGAUCCUGGAAUCGACCAUAUGUUAGCUAUGGAAUGCAUCGAUGAAGUCAAGGAACAUGGUGGAAAGAUAACUUCUUUCGUUUCCUUCUGCGGUGGUCUUCCUGCUCCUGAAGCUUCCGACAAUCCUCUGCGAUACAAGUUCAGCUGGAGUCCGAAGGGAGUGCUCACAGCGCUCCUAAAUCCAGCGAAAUACCUGCAAGAUGGAAAGGUUGUGGAAAUUACAUCCGGAAAAGUUGUAGAUCACCUGUACCCGAUUGACUUCAUGCCCGGCUUCAAUCUGAUUGGCUACGGUAACCGAGACUCCACUAAGUACUCUGAGAUCUAUGGGUUGGGAUCAGAUUGCAAGACCAUGAUACGAGGAACGCUGCGAUACAAGGGUUUCGUAGAAUCAGUAAAAGCAUUGGACAGCGUUGGUCUGCUGAGUACUAAACCGCAAGAUAUCUUCAAUCCCAACCUAGGUCCCGAUCCUACUUGGAAACAGCUAAUGGCAUCUCUCCUUAAUCAGCGACAGGACAUCUUUCCUGAUUCGCUUAGAAACAUUGCUGCUGAAAAAGUCGGUGGUGUAAACUCCGCAGGCAUGAAAGCACUGCAAGAGCUGGGCCUCUUCAGUGAUAAUGUAGCCGACAGACAUGGAAAUGCGCUGGAUACUCUUGCUCCGUAUUUGGCUAAGAUCCUCGCCUUCAACGAGAACGAGCGCGAUUUGGUGGUCCUAAAUCACGACAUUGGAGUGCGAUUACAGAGUGGAAGUCUGGAGCGUCACAGAGUCAGCAUUGUCGCCUACGGAGAGCCCAAUGGCUUUUCUGCAAUGGCUCGAACUGUUGGGUACACUUGCGCAGUUGUAUCGAACAUGGUCCUGCAAGGUGAAAUCCAAAAACCUGGAGUUCUUCGACCUGUAACCAAGGAGAUUUAUCGACCAGCACUGAAGCGUAAGAUGGCCUUUCCUGCAUCUGCUGGUCGAGGAGUGACACAGGUGAUCGACAGAUGCGAAGCGGCAAAGACCUCUGGGUUUUUAGAUCUAUCAUCUUGCACAUUGAUGUACAUUGCUGAUGCUAUAUAUCUUGUCUUGAAAGGAUUUGAAGUCACUAAGGUUAGUUUGCGCAACAACUGCCUGAAGAAAUUUCCAAAGAAGAUGAUCAACAAGUUUCCCAAUGCUACAAUAUUCAACAUGGAAGGAAACGAGAUUGAGGAAAUUCCAGAGGAGUUUGAGCAAUGGACUUUAAUGCGGGGAAUAAAUGCGGCUAACAAUAAACUAACUACGUUCCCUCAUGGUAUAUUCAGUAUGAAAAAUCUCGCUAUACUUGAUCUUUCGGGAAAUCGAAUUGAAGAGAUAGAUGUCGACCGUUUAUAUACGUCCUGCCCAGCGUUACUACAACUGAACUUGAUGGGAAAUCCACUGAAGUCUGAGACAAAGUCAAAACUCCGAACAUCGCCAUCGAAACCCGCUAAAAUUUCGCUCAAAGUUGAUUGAAUCAGAACAGAUGAACGAAUCUCAAAUGUGCCAAUAGAGUGUUGCUCAGUGCCAAAGCUACCGGUUGCUCAAGUGUAUUUUUUUGCAUAACAUCGGUCAAGUAUAUUUUUGUCGUUGUAAGAUGACCUGCUGUACAUUUGAUAUAUUCCUGAAGUCUUCAUUUUUAAAACUGCAGAAAUUGUACGUGACA